UUGGUGGAUACAGAAGAUGAGCUCAGUGACAUCCAGUCCGACUCUGUUCCCUCAGAAGUGCGCGACUGGCUGGCGUCAACUUUCACACGUCAGAUGGGGCUGAUGUUGAGACGGUCGGAGGAGAAGCCACGGUUUCGCAGCAUCGUGCAUGCGGUGCAAGCAGGGAUAUUUGUGGAAAGGAUGUACCGACGGACCUCCAACAUGGUGGGGCUGAGCUAUCCGCCCAGCGUGAUCACGGCCUUGAAGCAUGUGGACACAUGGUCGUUUGACGUCUUCACACUGAAUGAUGCCAGCGGAGAUCAUGCACUGAAAUUUAUUUUUUAUGAACUUCUCACCAGAUAUGACUUAAUCAAUCGCUUUAAGAUCCCUGUUUCUGCUCUGGUGUCUUUUGUGGAGGCCUUGGAGGUGGGCUACAGCAAACACAGAAACCCUUACCACAACCUAAUCCACGCCGCAGACGUCACCCAGACAGUGCAUUACCUCCUGCUCAAGACCGGCAUGGUUCACUGGUUAACCGAGUUGGAGAUCUUCGCUAUGCUGUUCGCCGCUGUUGUGCAUGAUUACGAACAUACCGGCACCACCAACAACUUCCACAUACAGACCAGAUCCGACACAGCCAUACUAUACAAUGACCGUGCUGUACAGGAAAACCACCAUGUGAGCGCUGCAUAUCGUCUUCUGCAGGAAGACGAUGAAAUGAACAUCCUCUACAAUUUGUCGAAAGAUGACUGGAGGUUAGAAACGUGGUGCAAAUUAGCACAAUAA
This is a messenger RNA of Sinocyclocheilus grahami, 765 nucleotides long. RefSeq names its product calcium/calmodulin-dependent 3',5'-cyclic nucleotide phosphodiesterase 1C-like. Gene Ontology annotation, biological process: signal transduction. Gene Ontology annotation, molecular function: 3',5'-cyclic-nucleotide phosphodiesterase activity. The record is from RefSeq and is a predicted model, not a curated record. The coding region runs from base 94 to 765 and encodes 223 amino acids. The transcript has 6 exons. NCBI's taxonomy places the organism in Eukaryota, Metazoa, Chordata, Actinopteri, Cypriniformes, Cyprinidae.